Molecule: messenger RNA, 2616 nt
Organism: Morone saxatilis (striped sea-bass)
Lineage: Eukaryota; Metazoa; Chordata; Actinopteri; Moronidae
Gene: uprt
Product: uracil phosphoribosyltransferase (FUR1) homolog (S. cerevisiae)
Exons: 7
Coding region: 34-810 (258 amino acids)
Source: RefSeq, a predicted model, not a curated record
GGGGGGGGGAGACCUUUUAACCUCUUGCUCAGGAUGCCAUGCCACAAUCAGCAACUGAACAGUGUCAACAGUGGUCAGGAGCACCCAAUGAAGCAAGUGAGGUUUGCAAACAGCAGCAGCAGCAGCAGUGUGCCUGCAGUGCUGUCCAACUCUGAACCUACUGAUGCCUCCAUACAGCCCGUAAACCAAGACAACCUGGGCCCUCAGCUUAAACUGCUCCCCCUGAAUGACCAGAUCCGUGAAUUACAGACUAUAAUCAGAGACAAGACAACCAGCAGAGGAGACUUUGUGUUUUGUGCUGAUCGACUGAUCAGACUAGUAGUUGAAGAGGGUUUGAAUCAGCUCCCAUACUCGGAGUGCACUGUUACCACGCCAACAGGGUACAAGUAUGAAGGUGUCAAGUUUGAAAGAGGCAACUGUGGAGUCAGCAUAAUGAGGAGUGGUGAGGCCAUGGAGCAGGGUCUCCGGGAUUGCUGCCGCUCCAUCCGGAUCGGCAAGAUCCUCAUUCAGAGUGAUGAGGAGACACAGAAAGCCAAAGUCUACUACGCCAAGUUCCCUCCAGAUGUGUACAGAAGAAAAGUGCUGCUCAUGUACCCAAUCCUUAGUACAGGAAACACUGUGAUUGAGGCGGUGAAAGUGCUGAUAGAACACGGAGUCCAGCCCAGACAUAUUAUCCUCCUCAGCCUCUUCUCCACACCUCACGGAGCCAAAUCUAUAAUCCAGGAGUUCCCAGAUAUCACCAUCUUGACCACGGAGGUUCAUCCAGUGGCUCCGACACACUUUGGACAGAGGUACUUUGGCACUGACUGAACCAAGGACAACCUGAGGAACAUGAUCCGCAAAUUGCUUUGAGUAUAUUUUGUCUUGUUUAUUUAAAUGUAUCUCAUGUUCUCCUUGUUGUGCCAAAUACUGCUACGUUAUCUCCAAAGUUCCUGAACUGACACGAAAUGAUUAAUCUGAUCAGCUGUAUUUAUUAUCGUGUUUUUGCUGUGUAUACUCAUGCAUAAGAAAGAAAACAACAUUGAACCAUAUAAAGAGUUCAACUUGGAUAAUUUUAUUUUGCAUGUUACAACAACUGAUGGAAAAUAAAGGAUUUAUAUUUGUUAACAGACAGGACAGCAAGUGAAACAGUAUCACUACCUUUGGUGGUUCGGAGGUGUUAAAAAAGGGAAGCACCACAAUCACAUACUCCAAAGACAAUUUAAAAGGGACCAUACUGUAUGUGCUCUAGCAGUAUUGAACUCCUGUCUGCAAUGUGGGUAUAAUUUGUCAUCUUCUCAUGUUAUAAAUAUCCUACUAUCAGAUGAAAGCACAUUGCUUCAAUAGUUUAUUUUAAGUGUCACUUGAUGGAGCAAAAUAUACAGACACCGCCUGCAGCAGUUAUGAAUCAGUAAACUCAAUACACAGGAAAAUAGCUGAACAUUAUAACAAUAAAUAGACACACAAGAUUACAUGAAACAUUCAACAUCCACAUCUUUCCUAAUGUUUUAUACAUGCUUUCAAACACUGAAUCAUACCUCGGUUAAAACGACACACGGGUUUAAUGAAUAAAUUAGUUCUGUAUGUUAUGUAUGUUUAUCAGACAUGAGCAGCAUUUAAUUUGGCUUACCCAACAUAGUAGAAAAACAGAUCUGAUGAGGCAAGGUAAAGACACCCAACAGCAUCCAGGUUUGCUAAAGGCCCAACUCUUUACUCAUAGUGAAUAAAUGGGUGUACUCAAUCACAGAAAUGGUUGUCAACUAUGUACACUGGCUAAAUAUACAAGUCCAUAAUCCAAACAGUCUCGAGGAGAAUGUGUUUCAUUGGUAUUAAAAAUUUCAAAAUACAUAAACACAGGUAGAAAAAAUUUCAGAACAUCAUAUUGCAGAAGACCGCUGUCCUCUACCAACCAGUGGACGAGGAUCAGUCAUUACAUAUAUGUACAGUUAUCUGCAUGUUUAAAAAGAUCAAAAGGGUGAUUUUGUGCCUAUGAUGAAUGCAGAUUUCACUUUGCAUCCACAUGUAUAACUGUAAUCUUCCUAGGGGUGGUUGAUAUGGUAGAAAACAAGAUUGUGAUAAUUAUUGUUUUAUGUCUAUUGCAGUAUGUCUCAUUUUUACAUCAUUUGAAGGUCCAGUGUGUAACAUUUAGGAGGAUCUAUUGGCAGAAAUGGAAUAUAAUAUUAUGAGGUAUGUUUCCAUUAGUGUAUAAUCACCUGAAAAUAGGAAUCAUUGUUUUUGUUGCAUUAGGAUGAGACGUUUUUUUAUCUGAAGACACUGCCGGGCCCCUUCCAUGGAGUCCAGCAUGGUGAACCACUAUGUUCCUACAGUAGCCCAGAACGGACAAACCAAACACUGGCUUUAGAGAGGGCCCUUUGCGCUUUUUGCCACAAUAGUCAUAAACAAAUACAGACGCCAGUGGUGUUCAGUAAGCUUAAUCGGAAACUUCACCACUAGAUGCCACUAAAUCCUACACACUGGACCUUUAAGUUUGCCAUAAUACUGUGGUUGAGUCUUCAGCAAUAAUUUUCAGACAUAAUGAGCUGAAAUUUAUGCUUUCUCUCUUUUAAUUACUGUCACCAGUCUGAUCACACCUUGGUAAUGGCAUUUUAACUCGAUAUUAAAUGCUGAAAUACUCCA